AUGGAGUCGUCGACGGAACAUCGUCGACUAGGUGAGCGUGACGAUGUGGCGGCUUGUCGUAAACUUGGAGAAGGCGGAUGUGGAGUGAUUUACGAAGUGGCUCUCAUAGCAGCACCUCAUCGACGCUUCGCUUGCAAGGCAGAAGAUCAAGAUGGUGGCCGAGAAGAGGAGAUCCUGAAAAUGGAAGAGAAAGUCAUGCGGAAGAUCAACGAAACCAGAACUAUGCACUGUCCGCAGUUCAUCGAAAGUGGAAAG
Messenger RNA from Ostertagia ostertagi, 255 nucleotides. NCBI's taxonomy places the organism in Eukaryota, Metazoa, Nematoda, Chromadorea, Rhabditida, Trichostrongylidae. The record is from the annotation of a GenBank genome assembly.